Molecule: messenger RNA, 2304 nt
Organism: Phalacrocorax carbo (great cormorant)
Lineage: Eukaryota; Metazoa; Chordata; Aves; Suliformes; Phalacrocoracidae
Source: RefSeq, a predicted model, not a curated record
ACACCCGUGGGACAGGGAUGGGAGCACACCCCCCCCGAUCUCAAACCAGGCUCUGGGGACCUGCUGGGCCAGGAGAGCCUUGUCCCCAUGUCCCCCUGUCCCCCAGCCUUGGCCCCAUGGCCUGUGUGCCCUAGGCCCUGUCCCCCCCAGCCAUGUCCCCUAGUCCUCUAUCAUGUCCCUCAGUCCUCACAUCCCCACAUCACCCCCUAUCCCUCCUUCAGUGUCCUCCAUCCUCCUGGCCCUGGGUCCCCUCUCCCCCAUUCCCCUGUCCCUGAGUCCUCCUGGCCCUGGGUCCAUCCUUCCGCCCCCCCCCCCCCCCCCCCCGUGUCCUUGUGUCUUCUCUUCCGGUGUCCCUGCAUGCUUGUGUCCCCAUGUCCACGUCUUCCUGUCCCCAUGUCCCUGUGCAUCCCUGUCCUAGUGUCCCCAUCCACAGGCAGACACGAGGGGGAGGACCCAAGGGUGCUCUUGGAGGAACACCCACGGGUGCUGCCCCCAGAGAGGACCCCCCAUGGCGUGUCCCAUCCCGCAGCGCUGGCAGCUGCCUCCCCCGGUGGGGACGAGUGUCUGGAGGAGGACGAGGAUGAGCUGGAGCCGGGGCUGGAUGAGGCGGAGGCCGAGCCGGAGGCUGGGAGCGGGGCGAAGGCGGCGGGGGGCGCGCGGGGGGCCGUGCUCACUCGUCGCGGCAUCACCCUCCGCGUCCUGCUCCGCGAUGGGCUCCUCGAGCCAGCCCGCGGCGUCCUCUCCAUCUACUACCUGGCUCCCCAGGGCAAGAAGUUCGUGGGGGACCUGGGAGCGGAUGGGACCAUCAUGUGGCAGGAGACGGGGCAGGUCUUCAACUCACCCAGUGCCUGGGCGACCCACUGCAAGCGCCUGGUGAACCCCGCCAAGAAGUCGGGGUGCGGUUGGGCGUCCGUCCGCUACAAGGGCCAGAAGCUGGACCAGUACAAAGCCGCUUGGCUGCACAAGCACCAGCCCAAUGCGCCGCCAGCUGAGGAGAGCCUGGCCAGCGAGGGCGAGGAGGAGGAGAUGCCUGAGGAGGAAGAGGAGGAGGCGACAAGAGAGGGUCGGGCACCCGUGCCGGAGCCAGCAGCUACCAAAAAAACAGAGGAGAAGAGCAAGAAGCAGCAGUGCAAGAGCCUGGCAGAGCCGGCAGGGACGGAUCAUGGCCCCCCAGGGAAAAGGCUGGAGAGCAAACCCCGGGUGCCUGUCCGCUACUGCACCCUGGGCACCCACGACUCAGCCAGGAACCCCCAGACCCUGGUGGAAGUUAUGUCCUUCGCCGCCAUCAACAAGUUCCAGCCCUUCAACGUGGCCAUUUCCAGCAACGUCCUCCUGCUCCUGGAUUUCCACAGCCACUUGACACGGAGUGAAGUGGUGGGCUACCUGGGUGGGCGGUGGGACACCAACACGCAGCUGCUGACAGUGCUGCGAGCCUUCCCAUGCCGGACCCGCCUGGGCGAUGCUGAAGCCGCUGGCGCCGUGGAGGAGGAGAUCUGCCAGAGCUUGUUCCUGCGGGGACUGUCGCUGGUGGGUUGGUACCACAGCCACCCCUUCGGCCCCGCACUGCCCUCCCUGCACGACAUCGAUGCGCAGAUGGAUUAUCAGCUCAAGCUGCAGGGUAGCGGCAACGGCUUCCAGCCCUGCCUGGCCCUCAUCUGCGGACCCUAUUAUCACGGCAACCCCGGUGUGGAGUCCAAAAUCGCGCCCUUUUGGGUGAUGCCGCCGCCAGAGCAACGGCCCAAUGACUAUGGCAUCCCCAUGGACGUGGAGGUGGCCUACAUCCAGGAUGGCUUCCUCACCAACGAUGUCCUGCAGGAGAUGAUGCUGCUGGUGGAGUUUUACAAGGGAGCCCCCGACCUGGUGAAGUUUCAAGAGCUGUGGAGUCAGGAUCAGACCUACCUGGACAAGCUGAAGGGCUCCCUGGCCUCCCACACCCCCAAAGACCAGAGCUUCACCCACAUCCUGGAGCAGAUCUACAGCCUCCUCAAGCUCAGCAGCUGAGGGUCCAGGAGCCCCCCGUUUGACUCGGACCAGGUGCCUCCCCAGCAGCCAGGGCUCCCCAGCAGCCCCCCCACACCCAAGGAGCUCACCCAGACCCGGCACAGGGCAGUGCUGCAGGGACACUGCGUUGCUCCAGGGAGCUCGCCCGAGGGGUCCCGGCCCCCCGCCGGCUCCUGCCCUGCCCCAGAGCGGCUGCUGGGGUGUCCCGGGCAGCGGUGGAGGGGAGGGUGGUGGUAGCGGUGGUGGGUGUCUCGGCUAUAAGUUGUUUGUGGAAGUGGUAGUUGAUUAAAGAGCAGUUCCUGA